AUGGCCAGGUCCCAGAAGACUGUGCUAGCCCCUCCUCAGAGAGAAGGGGUCCAGACAGCUGCUGCCACCUCCACCCUUCCCCACAGUGGCUUUGACCAUCCCCACCACGAGAGGGUCCGCCGACCCACCCGGUGCCUCUGCAGCCCCACCUCACCUCCAACUGCCAAGUUGUCAAAGAAACCCAAGAUGCAGGCCACAGGGGACAUGUUUCCCACCAACUGGAGCCCACCACCCAUUGAUUUCCUGACCCCGAGGACUCAGGAAGCUGGCCGGGGGGCCCUAGCCCACAGGUGGGCGGAUACGGCGGAACCUCAGGGACUGAGGAGACUGUCCUGCUGGGUGCCCGUGGAGCUAGAGCAGAAGCCCCAGGUCUCAGACCCCAAGGGGGACCUGGCCUCGCUGGAGGAGCUGUUCUGGAACACGGCAGGCCCAAGCCAGCAGGCUGCGGCUCCAGUGUUCACCCCUGGGAGCUCAGAAACCUACAUCAACAGCUUAGAUUACUUGCUGCAGGAGAAGAGGGAACAAGCACUGGAGCAGGAGCAGGAGAAGCUGCUUGUGCAAGGCUGUCCUGACCUUGAUUCCUUGGAUCUUGAUGAGGAGGACCUGCCUCUCACACCAGAGCACAGGAAGCUGGUGGAGAGGUUCUCCAUGUCCCUGCAGGUCAUCCCAUCAGUACAUCCAGGAGAGACCACAUUUCUACCCAGGCGUCACCCCCUGCCUUGCAUCCUGGACUGUUCACACCUGAAGCCCCAUAACCACCUGGAAGAAAUGUUCCUCAGCUCCCCACUGGCCCAGCAACUCUCCUUUCUGCGCAGCGGCCUCCUGAGCAACCUCUACCUGCAGGCGCCUGCGCCCACCUGCCCUGUGCCCCUGCUCCAGUGGUUGUUCCAGCUCCUGACAUGGCCUCCAGAAACUUCUUUGAGAGCCUUUGGCCUCCUGUGGGAUCUCAGCAUGGAUAGACUCUUUCAUCAGUCUGAUGAAGACGUGUACAUGUGGUGUCCCUCGCUGCAAGAGAUCGUGGAGGUAUUUCACAGUCUGGGUGCCCACAGCCCUGCUUUGUACCCGCUGGGGCCUUCUCAGCACAGUGAGAGAGUGCCUAAAGCGGAGGCUAGCCUGAGCCAGGGCGAGCAGCAGGACACCCCCCAAGAGACCGCCUUGGACAUCAGCCUGAGCUAUAUCUAUAAGUUUCUUACACUGUGUGCCCUAGCACAGCCAGGGGCCAUGACUGAUGGGAACCUCUUGGACCUCAUUGAGCUGCUGUGCAGAGCUGGCCUGGAUGUGGGGCUGCGCCUGCUGCCCAAGACAGACCUCCAGCAGCUCCUGCUCCUGCUCCUCGAGAACAUCCAGGAAUGGCCAGGGAAGCUCCGGCAGCUGUGCUGUGCCCUGAGCUUGGUGUCGGAUCACCACCACAACCUGCUGGCGCUUGUGCAGUUCUUCCUGGAUGUGACCUCCCGGAGCAGGCAGCUUCGAAGCCAGCUCAGCCUCGUGGUCAUUGCCCGGCUGCUAGACCAGCAGGAGAGCGUCUCUCUCUGGCAGGAGAAGGCCCGGCUGGUAGAGCUCAGCCGGCUCCUGAGCCUCAUGAGGCCAUCAUCCCUUGGGCAGUACCUGGACUCCGAGACCUUACUGCUGUGCCAGGAGCAACAGCCAAAAGCCAGUGCUGAGCUAGACCACAAGGUCUGCUACCUGUGUCACAGCCUCUUGACACUUGCUGGGGUGGUGGUCAGCUGCCAAGACAUUACUCCAGACCAGUGGGGAGAGCUGCAGCUGCUAUGUAUGCAGUUGGACUGCCACAUCAGCACCCAUAUCCGGGAGAGCCCCCAGGCCAUGCACCGCACCAAGCUUAAGGACCUAGCUGCCCAGACCUACAUCUGCUGGCAGGAGCUGCUGUCCCGCUGCCAGCCGCAGGCCCCAUUCUUCAGCCCCUGGGAAGACAUCUAA
Molecule: messenger RNA, 1938 nt
Organism: Pteronotus mesoamericanus
Lineage: Eukaryota; Metazoa; Chordata; Mammalia; Chiroptera; Mormoopidae
Gene: FAM178B
Product: family with sequence similarity 178 member B
Biological process (GO): DNA damage response; positive regulation of double-strand break repair; protein localization to site of double-strand break
Cellular component (GO): nucleus; site of double-strand break
Source: RefSeq, a predicted model, not a curated record